CCUAGACCACCAUCGCCGGUGACGGAACCCUAGUAACUAGUGCUAAGCAGCGACCUAAUCAAGAAGGAAGCGAAUGUCAAACGGUACAGAACAGAUGCAUCAAUCACCGGAGAAAUCUGCUCAACAAUCGAGGAAGCGUUCUGCGCCGUUAGACAGUUGGUUACCUGAUGGUUGGAGAGUUGAAGACAAGGUUCGAACCUCCGGUGCUACAGCUGGUUCUGUGGAUAAGUACUAUUACGAACCAGUCACAGGGCGUAGGUUUCGGUCCAGGACCGAAGUACUGUACUACUUGGAACAUGGAACCACCCCUAAGAAAGGAAGCAAGAAAGCAAACAAAACCGAUUUCAGUCCAGACCAUAUGGAAGGCCAAGGAAGAAAUAAAACCAGCAGAAAAGAUAAAGAGCAGCCACCACCGCCACCGCCACCACGGCCAUUGAACUUUGAUUUUGAGAAUGCACCGGAGAAGGUAAGCUGGUCUAUGGCGAACUCAGGAGAUGAAGCUUGGGAAACUUUUGUUGGGGAAGACAAGGUUCAAGAUUCAGUGAGGCUAGAUUGGUUCACUGCCUUUACCACUGUCACGACCAAAAACCCAAGUAAAUUGUUUUUGUUGUGAGGAUGAUGUCUCGGUGGUGAUUUUUGGGUUUUUGCAAGUAUUGUAACCUAAAUGGAGAUGGUAGAGUUAUUUAACUGGGUGGUGGUUGCUUAGAAUUCACAUGAUUUAAGUUAGCUGUACUUUAACGUAAACUGAGAUGGUCAGAGAUAUUUAAAUGGGCGAUGCUUGCUUAGUAUUCACA
This is a messenger RNA of Eruca vesicaria subsp. sativa (arugula), 794 nucleotides long. The record is from the annotation of a GenBank genome assembly. NCBI's taxonomy places the organism in Eukaryota, Viridiplantae, Streptophyta, Magnoliopsida, Brassicales, Brassicaceae.